AUGGAUCUGCCUGUCGAUUUGGACUACGAAAUGGAAGAACAGCCUGCGCUGUUGCCGCCACCGCCGCCGCCCGAGCCCAGGAAAAGGGACAGGACCAAGCUGGACAAGGAAAAGGCAAUAGACCGCAACGGGCUUCUUGUGCCUGCGACGCCGCUGCCGCAGGAACAAGUGCUUUACCGCGUGGAGCUGCGCCCAAAGCACCAUCCGACACGGGCGCUUUUCUUUGGUAACUUGCGCCGGCCCGUCAACGCCAUCACCUUCCAGGCGCAUCUUCGGCGUCUAGCCCAAGAGCGGUCGGCGAGCAUAGAACGCGCGUGGAUGAACCGAACAAGAAGCCACGCGGUAGUUCUAGUCAGCAGUGUUGAAGCCGCUACGGCAUUGCGUGACCAGAUGAACGGGUCGUUGUAUCCUCCACCCGAAGAGCGAGAAGCACUUGCAGACCAGUUGCUCAGCAUUGAAACAGAGCAAUACGAGGAAGCGAAAAGGACAGGACAGGCUGCCGCAGAGCCUUCAAGGUUGGAUCUUUCGUCUAUCCCGCAGCACGAGUUGUUUGUUGAUUUCAUCCAGGUGUCGCAGAUCAACCAAUGGAUCUUUGAGGAGGACCACGGGCCCCGCAACGGGAAGUGGCUUGUCGCCUACAGAAGAAAGGGCGAGCACGGAGAUGUGGAGGCGGACCAUCUUUUGGUGGAAGGCGACUUCAAGCCGGUGCAUCCAUCCGAACGGAGAAAAAGAGUGCGGAGAGAACCAGACGACCGUGAUCACAACCAGAGGGGAAGAUACCUGCGGGGAUACAACCGGGCACGGCUGAGAUCAGCGUCGCCAUAG
Messenger RNA from Clavispora lusitaniae ATCC 42720, 825 nucleotides. RefSeq lists its product as uncharacterized. The record is from RefSeq and is a predicted model, not a curated record. NCBI's taxonomy places the organism in Eukaryota, Fungi, Ascomycota, Pichiomycetes, Serinales, Metschnikowiaceae.